Octopus bimaculoides (California two-spot octopus) is the source of this 4599-nucleotide messenger RNA. RefSeq names its product fibronectin type-III domain-containing protein 3A. Gene Ontology annotation, molecular function: protein binding. The record is from RefSeq and is a predicted model, not a curated record. Lineage: Eukaryota; Metazoa; Mollusca; Cephalopoda; Octopoda; Octopodidae.
CUCCCAUCAGUCCUUGCGCCUAAUAUUUAGCUCACUAUUCAAAAUGGCAGCGGAGUAAGCAGUAAAAGGCUUCAAGUGAACUUAUUCCAAAAUGUUUAAACAUUGAACAAACCCAGUGAAUGGGCUUCAGGCUAACACAUCUGAAAGUCUGUUAAAUGCGUACAACCAACUGCGUUUGAUCUUUGCAGUGAUAUGGUUAAUAUCCCAGCCAAAUCCUUCCUGAGUCAGCUGUAAAAAAUGUCAGAAUCUCAGGAGACGAAGAACUCUGAGGAUCUCUCUCAGCAACCACAACAACAACAACAACAACAACAACCAGUUCCACUGAAGGAAAAUGGUCAGCAAAUUGCCAAUAAUAUCUCCAAGACAUCCAGCGUAACCACGGUUGCUACGGUUGCCAGUUGUGAUAAUGAGGAAGAAAUGGAAGUGGAAGAAGAAGGCGCAGAGGAGGAAGGGGAGGAGGGUGAAGCUGUUCCAACUGAUGAAGAACGACUAGAGAAAGUGGCGCCGGUGCCACCGAACCCUUUGAAAUCUGAGAAUUCUCUUGACAACAGCUCGAGCACCGGUGUGAUGGCCGGUGCCACAUCCGUCGUUAUAGAUCCUGAGACACAAGUGACAUACGUCACCCCUUCCUUGGCCAACGCUUCAGCUGAAAACUUGACGUGUCCCUCGGUGGACAUCACUUCAUCGUCUGUCGUCUCCAUCGGCGGAGGCGACAAACCUGGAAAGCAAAUUUUGGCAAAUGCUCGAGUUAUCGAAUCAGCCGACAACAGCAAAAACAGCAGCAGCAGCAACAACAACAACAAGAAUAACGAGGUGGUGGUCGACACAAAAAUUGUUACCGAAUCUGUGACUACGAAGCUGCCUGCUAAAAUGGCAAUCCUUGAUUCAUCAGAAAGUUCCGUUACUGCCACUGCAACUGCUGCCGAUUCUUCAUCUGGAAAUUCGGUGAUUCUCAACCAAGUGACUUCAGAUGAUUCUACAACUGGUGGCACUACACCAGCAGAGGUGGCGCCAGCUGUACAUUCUUCCCAUGGUGACCAUGAAUCCUCCCCGCCGCCACCACCACAACAGCAAACACCACUGCCACGCCAACAAAAACAACAACAGCAACAACAACAACCAGCCGAAUCUAGUUCCCCAGACAACAACAACAACAACAACAACAACAUCAGCAGCAGCGGCAACGACGGCAACAGCCCAGAUGACAGCAGCACUCUCAAUAGCAAAGAUGGCGCUACAACCAACCAAACCGCGUCCCCUGAUGCGGUACCACGCAGUGGAAAGCAAUGCGAGCAUCAGAGCAUGGCAUCCGGCGCAACCAGCACAGCUACAAGCACGACCACCACCACGUUUUCAUCGUGUAGCACGGGUAGCCCACCCUUGACCAACAAUAACAGCAACAACAGUGGCUACAACAGUACUAACACACCAGGAGCACAACAUGUUGUUCUCGUACAUAUCCAGCCUGGGGAGAUUUUUGCAGUUCGAGUAGGAGACCAAGUCCAGCACAUUUCAGGUCCUGCCACAGUACGGAUGGUCUCCAAUAGUGGUCCACCGUUACCCAUGCCUAUGCAAGUGGCUCCUGGUCAUAUGGUACAGCAGAUCGUCGAUGAGCAUGGCAUACUGACCAAUGUGAUAUUAGCUCCUCAGAUGCCAGGGAUGGCCCCAGGAAGUCCCAUGACGGGUGGACCAAACAAUGCUGCACAGUAUUACAGCCCCUUCAACUCACAUUACCAAACACAGCCCCACCCACAGUACAACCCCCCUCAUCACCAUGGUCACCAUGCAGGACCAGCACACUUGCACCCAGGUGUCCCCAGCAGCCCUCACAUGCAUGGGCCACCCCCGUCGCAUUCCUGCAACAAUCUCACACCAUCUGUACUUCCAACAGGACCAAGUCCUCCUCUAAACUCUGAAGAAAGAAUUCGGCAGAGAUCUUGGUACAAGAAAUGUCGAAAGACAGAGGAAGGGAACUAUUACAGGCAGCCACCUCGUCGGAACAAGAACAACAAAACUAACAACAAUUCAGUGAACAUCUCUGUCAAUGGAGACAUUCAUCACCAGAAUAACAUGGCUAACACACCAACAGCAGCGUCCACCACUGAAAACGGGGCUGAAUUAGAGGUAGAGAGGAAAUUCUUUCAGCAAAUGUCCAAUAUUCCUGAGCCAAAGGUAAAAGAAGUGGAACCAAGAAGUGCCUCACUAAUAAUGGCACCUCCAGACUUUGACCAAAGUGAGUUUGAGAUGUCCACAGUUCAUGUCGAGCUUCAGUUAUCAGAGAAAGGCCGAGAUAAAUACAGAACAGUAUACAGUGGUCCAUUUCAAGAGAUUACAUUGAAGAAUCUAAAACCAGCAACUGAAUAUAGCUUAAGAGCUUGUUCCCGAUUUGAAGAACUAAAGGGGAGCAUGACUGAACCGGUCAUCUUUAAAACUUUAUGUUGUGUACCAGACCAGCCGCAACAUCCAAAAUUAGCCAACAAAACUAAAAACAGUUUAUUAUUAAAGUGGAAUGCUGCCUGUGAAAAUGGUUCAAAAAUAUCAACAUAUUCAUUAGAAUAUGAUAAGGGCUUAAACAAUGGAGAAUUCUAUGAAGUGUACAGUGGUUUAGUGAAACAGCAUCGUAUUAACUAUUUACAGGCUGGCACCAAGUAUACUUUCCGGUUAGCUGCUAUUAAUAGCAUUGGCAAAAGCCUUUUUAGUGAACUGACAAGUUAUUGCACAAGUGGGACUGUUCCACCUCAACCUGAUCCCCCUACAAUCACCACAAGUCAGAUUAAUUCCUUAAACCUCUCCUGGGUGAAACGACAAAGUGACGAGACUUUUACUUUACAAAUGGAAGAUGAGACAACUGGACACGGUUUCCUUGUAGUCUACAAUGGUCCAAACUGUAGCUAUAAAGUGCCAAAUUUACAACGGAACACUGACUACAGAUUCAGGUUAUCAGCCAAAAAUGAGGAGGGUCCUAGCAAAUGGAGUGAAAUAGUCACCUACCAGACCCUUCCAGGACCCCCAGGUAUACCAAGUAAAGUUCAGGUGAAGGGCAAAAUCCAUGCACAUCACUUCAAAGUGACAUGGGAUCCCCCCAAGGAUACAGGAGGCACUAAAGUGUUUAAUUACCAUGUGGAAAUGGAUGAUGGUGAAGGUUUCCGAAAUAUUUAUAACGGGGCUGAACUGGAAUGUUCCUGUGACGGUUUGAUCCCUGGAAGUACAUACAAUGUCCACGUAGCGUGUUCGGGACCAGGAGGUAAAAGUGAUUUUUCAGAUUCUAUAUCAGUAACAACACCAGCUGUGAUUCCAGGGCAAAGCCAACCUCCCAAACUUCAGGGUAAACCAAAAGCUACUUCUCUACAUUUACGAUGGGGUCCUCCAGUCUCUGAUGGAGGUUCCCCUAUCACAGAAUAUAUUGUCCAAAUGGUGUCUCCAGACAACACAACCAGAGAAGUGUACAAAGGCAGGGAUACAGACUGUGUGGUUGCUGGCCUUCUGCCAGGACGACCAUAUCUAUUCCAAGUGAAGUGUUCAAACAAAAUUGGGGCUGGACCCUGGUCUGAAUCUUGUGAAGUUGUUAGCGGUCCUGGUGUACCCGAUGCUCCAAAGUGUCCGACAGUCAACUGGAAGUCUCCACACUGUAUCCAACUUAGUUGGGAAAAACCUGUCAACAAUGGUGCUACUAUCACAGACUACCGUUUAGAAUGGCAACAGAAGACUAAUCUAGAUUUCACACAGCUUUAUGUUGGACCCCAACGGAAAUAUGAAAUCAAAAACCUUCUUCCUGCGACCAAUUAUAGCUUUAAAGUUUCGGCCAUAAAUAGUGCUGGGGCUGGUCCUUUCAGUUCAGUGUGUCGGUGCCAAACACAACCUUCUAGUCCUGCAGCUGUGGUACACUGCAAAGUGCAGACGACAGCAACGGAUGCCCUGUUGAAAUGGGAAGAACCCCACAACAAUGGCAGUGAGAUACUCUCCUACAACAUAGACACAGGCGACAAACAGCUGAUAAAUAUUACUGAUGCUACAGAAUACAGGCUUGAACACCUCUCACCUGACACUGUGUACAGAAUUAAAAUCCAAGCUGUCAAUGCAAUCGGGCCCGGUGCCUUCAGUUUUGCCAUCAAGGUGAUAACAAAAUCCCUGCCCCCUGAACCACCCUCCCUCGAGUGCGUCAGUGCAGCCCCGAACAGCCUUAAACUAAAGUGGGGUGAUGGCCGCAACCCUGAUUUGAUCCAGUACCAGCUGGAGAUUGGCAGGGACGAUAAACAUUUCCAGACUGUCUACUAUGGCUCAGCCCAUGUCUACAAGGUAAACAGACUCUCCGAACUAACUUCCUAUGAUUUCCGGAUUUUUGCCAUCAACGAUGCUGGUUGUGGUGAAUACUCCAACCUCUUCAAGUUCAGCACAACCAAAGCUCCACCACCGCCACUCAGAGCCCCAAAAGUCAGUGAAAUCACAGUAAACAGCUGUCAGGUGGAAUGGCAAGGCUGCAAGUCUAUGGGUGCCGAUAGUGUCAUUUACCAAUUACAGAUUCUGUGUAUCAGUAGAGGAGAACAUGAAUACAAAUCGGUUUACCGAGGCACCGAAACUAGUUUUAAUGUACAGAACCUU